CAAAGCUCGCUUGCGUCUGUCCUCGCUGAUUCGGAAGCACCCCAAACCUCGGGGGCUUUCUCUCCAAAUUUCGAGCAACCUACUGUUGAUACCGUGAUCUACGAUAUUAUCUCCGUACAACAGGCGGACCUUUUAGUUGCAGACUAUCGUGAUACCUUUGCUGCGAGGUUCCCUUACGUGAUCAUACCAGAGGGCGUAACGUCACUCACCCUUCGACAAACAAGCCCCAUGCUCUUCUUGGCGAUCCUUGUCACAACGUCCUGGAAGCUACGAGGCCAGCAGGAUCAUCUCGAUCAAACAUUUCUCAAGGCACUCGGUACCAAACUAAUCCUAGAAGCUGACCGAGACAUGGACCUCUUGAGGGGAUUAAUGGUAUAUCUUAAUUGGAUCCACUUGCACACUGCACCAAAGACACAACAAGCCUACCGUCUUGCGUCCAUUGCAGCAUCUAUAGCAGUCGAAUUUGGCAUUACUCAGCGGCCCGGAAAGAACAAACACCAGCAGUUAAAUGUCGAGACCUUCAAUGAAAGACCAAAGGGCUUGUCGGCAGUUGAUGCGGAACUUUGGGAUCCCGAUGCUAUGCGAGCUUACCUAGGCUGCUAUCAAAUUACUACCUGGUAUUCUAUAAUGACUCGGAAGUCGAGUCCGUUGAUCUACAACGACUAUUUGUACACAUGCGCCCAGUCUCUCGCUGCCGCUAAGGAAAUACCGUCGGAUCUAGACCUUGUCUUCCAUCUCGAGGUUUCUCGCGAGGCCGAGAAAGCAUAUACUUUCUUCAACUACACCGACAUCCAGCAGACUCAUUUCAUGGGUGACCAGCAAAUACAGGUUUACCUCAAGGCAUUCUGCGUCAAAGUGCAGGAUUGGCGAUUUCGCUUCCCAUCUUCACUUACCAAAGAUCCCUGCCAACAAAUCUGGCCCUGGCUUUUAGAGGCUUUCGUCCGGGAGUUGUGCCUAUCAGGAAUGACACGAAGUACUGAUUUCUCCAUGGCUCGCAUUCGCAUUCUCGUGGACGCGCUCCUAAGCACAAAAGGCUAUUUCGACACAUUCUUAGCCAUUCCUCCGGAAAACAUCUCCAGCCUACCAUCCACACAUUGGGCUCUUUUGGGGUACUCUAUUCUCCUUACAGCGUCGAUAUCACUAUCGAUACAGACCCAAGGAUGGAACAUUGAAUCCGCGCGUUCUAUUAUAAAGCUCGAUACAUAUAUUGAUGCUAUCUCGCUUCGAGUGAAGGACCUCUCGUUGGAGAUGGGUUCAUCGGAGCACCUACGGAACUGGUAUGGCGACGCACUCGCGGGCUGGGAAGCGGUCAAGAUGCGUUACCUCGCCGCAGGUCAAGAGUCACUAUCCGAAACAGAGUCAUACCCGCAAUCAGCUCCCUCACAAGUCUCACAUAAGGCGGUGGAGCAGAGUGAUGAUCUUGGCCCUCAAAGUAGUCUUUUGGCCCAGCUUCAGGGAGACCCUAGUCAGAAGGAAAUAGCUGAGAACUCAAUAAGACCUCAGAGCGGACUUGAGGCAUUUGACUUCUGUGCAGAUACUGGGCUAUGGAUUAUCCCAGAUUUUAAUUAUCUAUAA
Molecule: messenger RNA, 1575 nt
Organism: Fusarium oxysporum Fo47
Lineage: Eukaryota; Fungi; Ascomycota; Sordariomycetes; Hypocreales; Nectriaceae
Product: c6 zinc finger domain-containing protein
Exons: 4
Coding region: 229-1575 (448 amino acids)
Biological process (GO): regulation of DNA-templated transcription
Cellular component (GO): nucleus
Molecular function (GO): DNA-binding transcription factor activity, RNA polymerase II-specific; transcription cis-regulatory region binding
Source: RefSeq, a predicted model, not a curated record